Messenger RNA from Rangifer tarandus platyrhynchus (Svalbard reindeer), 294 nucleotides. NCBI's taxonomy places the organism in Eukaryota, Metazoa, Chordata, Mammalia, Artiodactyla, Cervidae. The record is from the annotation of a GenBank genome assembly.
AUGCGGAGAGGGAUGGCAGAAAGCGAAACAAAAAGACAACCGGGGGAGCGCUCAGGUAGUGGGGUGGGCCGGGGGUCGCGCGUCCGUCCUGGGAAGGAUCGGAACCACCCGCCACCCCACCCCGCCCUGGCCAACUUUGAGGGGCUGCCGCGGGCCGCCGGCCGAGAGGCACCGACCAGCCUUAGCGUUUUCCCAGCGCUCCUCCGGCCCGCCUCGCUCAUCACCAUCUCCACCGCCACCACUUGCAAAACAAUACUGGCAGCGGCACGCAGGCUCCCCGAGCGAAAUAUAUAA